Molecule: messenger RNA, 840 nt
Organism: Anopheles stephensi (Asian malaria mosquito)
Lineage: Eukaryota; Metazoa; Arthropoda; Insecta; Diptera; Culicidae
Exons: 1
Coding region: 1-840 (279 amino acids)
Source: RefSeq, a predicted model, not a curated record
AUGGUGGUGAAUUCGAUUGGCGGUGUUAUUCCGCGUGCGUCCGUCGAUCGCAGCCAGCUCGUGCAGAAUCGCUGGAAUCCGUACGCAUCCGGUGGACUCGAGCCGACCAUGCCGCUAGCGCCCGGGUACGGCUCACCGUACGACAUUUCGCCAUCGUUCUACGGGGGCCAUCCGAUGCACCAUCCGGUCCAUUCGCUUGUUGCUGCCGGCGAUGGUUCGCAGGGGUACGGGAUGAAGUUUAGCUCGUCGGCCGACGGGUAUGGGGCCAGUGCUCAUGGCAGCUCCGGAGGGUACGAUUACCAUCCACCACCACCACCUCACCCAGCUCCACCGCCCCAACCACCUUCCAUCAUCCAUUCGCUUCCACCACUGUGGCCAGCGCCAUCGCACCACGGGAAGUCCGGUAAGGGCAAAGGGGCAGCACUGUCCGCACUUACGCUGUUGGCGUUUCUGUACUUCCUGAACCUGCUGCAAAGCUGCCUCAAGGAACACAUGGAAACAAUGAACCCGACCGUGAUGGUUAUGACGGCCGGUGCAACCCGGCGCAAGGAUAUGGCCAGCAGCAUCGAGCAGGGCUCGUCCUCGGUCGAAGAUGCACCGCGGGAAGAGAUCGAUGCCGGCCCGGAUGUGGAUGCUAUCGAUCGGUACGAAGGGUUGUCCCAACGCUUCCAGCUGCUCACAUCCUCGAACGUAACGCGGAAUCCAUUCCACUCGGCCCAACCGAAACGCUCCAACCGUCCAACGCCACGCAAAAAGCAAUCUUCCGCUACGGUUUACUCGCCGAAAAGGAAUCGACCACCAACGCAACACACCGGAAGUGAUUGGUACGAUCGAAACUGA